CAUCUCAUUGCAACCUUUCUUUUCUCUCUCUCUCUGGUGUUGAUUGAUUAUCGGAUCUCCAGCUCUGAGACUGAGUGAGCUGGCCUCGGUGACAAAAUAACCCAUGGCUACUACUUCCGCCCAUCAGGACCAGUCGCAGCUGGUAGUCGACCCGAACACGCUUCCUGUUGAAGCCGAGCCGGUCAGAAGCCAGACCGAGUCGCACGAAGAUGCAAAGCUCCUGAAAUCAAUGGGCUACAAGCCAGUCCUGCAUAGAACAUACACUCUCGUCGAAAACUUCUCAACAACCUUUGCUGCAUUGUACUUUGUCGGAGGUGUGCGGGUCACAUUCAGCACCGGUAUCGCAGCAGGCGGUAACCUGGCUUACUGGACGAGUUACUUGGUUACCAUGGUAUUCACCUACAUCACUGCGGCGGUAAUUGCAGAAGUAUGCUCCGCCUCGCCGUCUGCGGGAUCCAUCUACCUCUGGGCCGCAGAGGCUGGAGGCCCUCGAUUUGGUAGACUUCUGGGAUUUGUUGUUGCGUGGUGGAGUACGACUGCGUGGACGACUUUCUGUGCGAGUAACACUCAGUCUGCAGUGAACUACAUGCUUUCCGAGUUGACUGUCUUCAACGUCGACUUCCCUCAAGAUACCUCUAGCGUCAAGUUUCGCGCCGUCCAGUGGAUCUGCACAGAGAUUCUGCUGGCAUUGGCUGCGCUAUUGAACUAUUUGCCGCCUCGGGCGUACAAGUGGGUCUUCUACUCAUCGUCCCUGAUCGUCCUGCUGGACUUCUUCCUCAAUCUGAUCUGGCUGCCCAUCGGAACCGCCAACACCUGGGGAUUCCGCACGGCGGAGGAAGCCUUCAUGUCCACCUACAACGGCACCGGCGCCCCCGCCGGCUGGAACUGGUGUCUGUCGUACCUCGCCACUGCCGGAAUCCUCAUCGGAUUCGACGCAUCGGGCCACGUCGCCGAAGAGACGAAGCACGCCUCGAUCACCGCGGCCCGCGGUAUCUUCUGGAGUACUGUCGUGAGCGGCAUUGGCGGAUUGGCGACCAUUAUCCUCUUUCUGUUCUGCGCUCCCGACCCCGACACGCUCUUCUCCUUCGGCUCCCCGCAACCGUUCGUGCCUCUGUACGCCGUCGUCCUCGGCAAAGGCGGCCACAUCUUCAUGAACAUCAUCUGCGUCGUGGCUCUCUGGCUGAACACCGCAAUUGCCAUCCUCGCCGCCUCGCGCCUCGUCUUCGCCGUCGCUCGCGACGGCGUCCUCCCCUUCUCCCACUGGGUCUCGCAGGUGAAGAACGGACAACCGCGCAACGCCGUCAUCGUUGUCUGGGGCGUCUCCGCCCUGAUUUCGUGCACGCUGCUCCCCUCAGACGUGGCCUUCACCUCGCUCGUCUCCGCCGCGGGCGUCCCCAGCGCCGCCGCCUACGGGCUCAUCUGCCUCGGUCGGCUCCUGUGCACCCCGAAGCGCUUCCCUAAGCCCGAGUGGAGUCUCGGACGACUCAGCAAGCCCUUCCAGUUCAUCGGGGUGUUCUGGAAUGCCUGGGUCGUCGCCGUCCUCUUUUCGCCGUAUGAGUUUCCCGUCACCGGGGCGAAUUUAAAUUACGCCCCCAUCAUCAUGGCUGCCGUCACCAUCUUCGCCUUGAUCUCCUAUUGGGUCACCCCGGAAAGCGCCUGGCUCCCGAUCGACCGUAUCUCGCAUUUUAUCGACAGCAAGGGAGCGGUGCAGAGCUCCGUUGAGGAGGUUGGAGUGAGUCGUACCGGUCCCACACACGAUGGCGGACCUUCUUCCGAGACGACCGAGUGAAAGUGGUGCGCUGUGCUAUUUUCCUCUUCGGUUUUCAACUUCGCUGUUUGGGAUGAAGAAGGGUAGUCUGCCAAUGAACAAAAGCAAAGAGAUACAAAAGUUUUUUUUUUUUGGUGGUUUCGUUUGAUCGUGGCGGUUUUGGGUGGCGGUUUGCGUGAGCAUACAUAGAACACGGGAAAGAACACACCCAGGCAUGAUCUACUUGAUUCUUGUGUAUGAUUAAU
This is a messenger RNA of Aspergillus saccharolyticus JOP 1030-1, 2013 nucleotides long. RefSeq names its product putative amino acid permease. Lineage: Eukaryota; Fungi; Ascomycota; Eurotiomycetes; Eurotiales; Aspergillaceae. The transcript has 10 exons. Gene Ontology annotation, molecular function: transmembrane transporter activity. Gene Ontology annotation, biological process: transmembrane transport. The coding region runs from base 104 to 1789 and encodes 561 amino acids. The record is from RefSeq and is a predicted model, not a curated record. Gene Ontology annotation, cellular component: membrane.